This is a messenger RNA of Anopheles marshallii, 1773 nucleotides long. RefSeq names its product phenylalanine--tRNA ligase beta subunit (gene beta-PheRS). The coding region runs from base 1 to 1773 and encodes 590 amino acids. Gene Ontology annotation, cellular component: phenylalanine-tRNA ligase complex; cytoplasm. The record is from RefSeq and is a predicted model, not a curated record. Gene Ontology annotation, molecular function: RNA binding; magnesium ion binding; phenylalanine-tRNA ligase activity. Gene Ontology annotation, biological process: phenylalanyl-tRNA aminoacylation. The transcript has 3 exons. Lineage: Eukaryota; Metazoa; Arthropoda; Insecta; Diptera; Culicidae.
AUGCCUACCGUCGGUGUGAAACGUGACUUAUUGUUCAAGGCUCUUGGUAAAACAUACACUGAUGAUGAAUUCCAAAAAUUAUGCUUCGAGUUUGGCCUGGAGCUGGACGAGAUCACGACGGAAAAGCAGAUGAUCACCAAGGAACAGGGUCAGGUGGAAGCCGCCAAGGAUGCAUCGGAGGAAAUAAUCUAUCGUAUUGACAUUCCUGCCAACCGGUACGAUCUGCUCUGUUUAGAAGGACUGGUAAUGGGGUUGCAGGUGUUCCUUGGAAAACUCAAGUUUCCCAGAUUCACCAAGGUCGGACCAGCCGGCAAGGGUUCGGCACCGCAAAAGAUGAUCGUUACGAAAUCUACUGCAUUAAUACGUCCAUUCGCGGUAGCGGCCGUCCUACGUGAUAUUACCUUCACGAAGGAUUCGUACGACAGUUUCAUCGAUCUGCAGGAUAAACUUCAUCAAAACAUAUGCCGUAAGCGUGCACUGGUCGCAAUCGGAACGCACGAUCUAGACACCCUGCAGGGACCGUUCACAUACGAUGCUAAGCCGCCGAAAGACAUUAGCUUCGUGCCGCUGAACCAGGACAAAGCGAUGAAUGGUGAGCAGCUGAUGGAGUUCUACUCGACGCACGCCCAGCUGAAGGCAUACCUUCCCAUCAUCCGUGACUCCCCUGUGUAUCCGGUGAUUUACGAUGCGAAGGGUGUGGUAUUAUCGCUACCACCGAUCAUCAAUGGCGACCAUUCGAAGAUUUCGCUGCAAACGAAAAACGUGUUCAUCGAGUGCACUGCAACCGAUUUGACCAAGGCGCGCAUCGUACUCGAUACGCUUGUAUGCAUGUUUUCCACGCACUGUGCGAAACAAUUUACCGUCGAGUACUGUGAUGUCGUAUCGGCAAGCGGUGAAACUAAGCAGUAUCCGGAUCUUGCCUUUCGGAAGGAAACGAUUUCAGUGUCCAAGACAAACGCGUACAUCGGGUUGAAUGAAUCGGCAGAGAACAUGACGACGCUGCUGAACCGAUUGCUUCCGACCAAGCAAACCGAUCCGGACACGUUGGAAGUGGAAAUUCCACCCACGCGGCACGAUAUGCUGCACGUGUGUGACAUUUACGAAGAUGUAGCCAUCGCCUAUGGGUACAAUCGUAUCCCGAAAACGCUGCCGGCCAAGAUGCACAUUGCGAAGCAGUACCCGUUGAACAAGCUGACCGAACAACUGCGGGAACAGAUUGCACAGGCAGGCUUUACGGAAGGGCUGACAUUUACGCUCUGCUCACGAGACGAUAUUGCGGUCAAGAUGAAUGCAAGCAUCGAUCACAUCCCGGCAGUGCACAUUGCCAACCCGAAGACGCUGGAAUUCGAAGUGGUCCGUACGACGCUAAUACCGGGUUUGUUAAAAACACUCGCAGCCAAUCGCAAAAUGCCUCUUCCGCUGAAGCUUUUUGAGGUGUCGGAUGUUGUGCUGGCGGAUAGCAAAUCGGAAGUCGGUGCCAAGAAUGAACGUCGGGUGUGUGCGGUAAACUGUAAUAAGACGGCCGGGUUCGAGGUGGUGCACGGAUUGUUGGACCGUGUGAUGCAGCUGCUGGAAGUACCGUGGGAUAGGACGAACGGAUACUAUCUGCAGGCAUGCGAUGAUCCGGCCUACUUCCCGGGCCGUUGUGCUGCGGUCCUUUACAAGGGCACGGAAAUUGGACGGAUUGGUGUGCUGCAUCCGACGGUGUUGCAAGCGUUCGAGCUUACUACGCCGUGUUCGGUAGUAGAGUUCAAUAUGGAAUAUUUUGUCUAG